Acanthosepion pharaonis is the source of this 1179-nucleotide messenger RNA. NCBI's taxonomy places the organism in Eukaryota, Metazoa, Mollusca, Cephalopoda, Sepiida, Sepiidae. The record is from the annotation of a GenBank genome assembly.
AUGUCAAAAUGGAUAACUAUGACAUAUCUAUCUAUCUCUCUCUCUAUCUAUCUAUCUAUCUCUCUAUCUAUCUAUCUAUCUAUCUAUCUGUGUACUGAAUCCAUAUUCCAAGCAAAGCAUAUUCACUCUCAGACUGCGCGUUACGCAUACAUAGUCGAGAAGCUACCACCAGAGAUCGCUGCUAACGCGCUAGACCUUCUAGAAACCGUUCCCGCUCAUAACCCCUUUGAUGUACUAAAGGAAGCCAUUAUCUACCGUACUGGAAAAUCGCAUGAGCGCAGGUUGCACGAUCUAUUUAAUACUACACAGCUCGGAGAUAGCUGCCCGUCGCAGUUACUCAGACGAAUGAAGAGUCUGUUAAGAAAUGACUUGAUGUCGGAAUCACUAUUCCGCAAACUUUGGCUGGACAAGUUACCGCCAUACACUUCACAGAUUCUGGCUACGGUUCCUGAUGACUUAGAUCUUUCAAGAAUUGCUGAGAUUGCUGAUAAAAUUAAUGAAGUACCCAGCAUCAGCAGCGUGGACUCCACUUUAUCUGACUCCACCACGAAGCUAUCUAACCGCGGAAUUGUAUCACAGCUAAUAUCCACAGAAUUACGCAUCGCUGUGCAGCGUGAUAAUCCGAUUCAAGAUAUUUUGAAUAAAUUUCCCUCGUUGAUACAGCCUUUUACUUAUACAGAGCCUGUCAAGCACAGCACUGUACACAGGAUUCGAACUACCGAACAUCCUGUCUAUUCUAAACCUCGCCGUCUUGCGCCGGAUAAAUACAAGAUUGCUCGGGCCGUGUUCCAACACAUGCUCGACCUCGGGAUUAUUCGCCCAUCCUCGAGUCCAUAUGCAUCACCGCUUUACAUGGUCACUAAGGCUCAGCAGGGCGCCUGGAGGCCGUGUGGCGACUAUAGACGACUUAUCUCACAAACGGAACCUUCGUCCAGUUUUAUCACCUAUUUUCUUCCCUUGCUUUUACGCCAACCCGUUACACUUCACGUGACGUUUAUGUACCUCCUUCCUUACUGGAAUGCGAGACUCCUCCUUGAGAUGACGAUAUUUGAGUUGCGAAGGCCUACUGCAUUAGACACAUUUACAUUCUCGGCACUGGAACAAUGUGAUGUUUUUCUCUGUCUCGGGGAACGUGCGGUCUCAGCUUAUUAUUUGGAGUUUGCAGUUGAUGUGACAUGA